Molecule: messenger RNA, 663 nt
Organism: Prorocentrum cordatum
Lineage: Eukaryota; Dinophyceae; Prorocentrales; Prorocentraceae
Source: the annotation of a GenBank genome assembly
CGAGGCCCCCUCAUCGUCGCCCCCCGAGCGCGCCUUUCUCAGAGGGCCCCCCUCCGCGGCGGCCACCAGCGGCCGCGCCCUGAGCCGCGCGGGCGGGGCGGGCGCGCCGGAGCCCCGCGGCGCGGACCGACGCGGAGUUGCCUGGCCCGCCGCGGCGGGCGGGGCCUCACAGCGACGGGGAGGGGCGGAGGAGCGACGGGAGGAGGACGAGGAGGAGGGAGGAGGAGGGCAGAGGAGGGCGACGCGCGCCGCCGCGCGCUGCCCCAACCGGGGCCCUCGCGCGACCGCGCAGCCCGGUAGAGGCGCCCCGACCAGGGGGUCACUUCGGCCACACCUGGCCAGGCGUGCGCUGCAGACCUCCCCCCCCCCCGCGGGCUCCACGCGCGCGCGUCCGCAAGCGCCCCCAGCGCCGAGCCGCGGUAGUCCUCCGUCCUCGAACGUCGUCCUGCCAGCGCCGAUGGCGCGCAUCUGGAAGGCGAUGCCCAUGUGGGAGACGGCGUACGCCUCUCGGCAUCACCGCGCCCAGCCCUCCGCCGAGCGCGCCCCCGAGCAGGAACUGCCCGAAGCCCAUGGGGGCGGCGCGCGACGGCCAGACGCGCGCGCGGGGGCGCGGAGGCCUGGCGUUAGGCAGUGAACGGCACCGGCGCCGCUUGCCCUGAGCCU